Neofelis nebulosa (Clouded leopard) is the source of this 2109-nucleotide messenger RNA. RefSeq names its product MOB kinase activator 3A (gene MOB3A). The record is from RefSeq and is a predicted model, not a curated record. The coding region runs from base 285 to 938 and encodes 217 amino acids. Gene Ontology annotation, cellular component: cytoplasm; nucleus. The transcript has 4 exons. Gene Ontology annotation, molecular function: protein kinase activator activity. NCBI's taxonomy places the organism in Eukaryota, Metazoa, Chordata, Mammalia, Carnivora, Felidae. Gene Ontology annotation, biological process: signal transduction; positive regulation of protein phosphorylation.
GGGGAGUUUGUCGGCUUACCUUCCUCAGUCUAGAAGUUUCUGAGCACCGCCACAUCUCGUCUGUGGGAAGCACCAGGACAGCCCCCGGAGCCUUUAGCACCGAAUCCCCUGCCCCACCCUCCCCUGCGCCAACCGCGGAGGUGUUCCGGGAAGAGCUGAUCUCGGGCGAGGCCGGGGACGCCGCGAAUCUCCAGUCCCCCGUCCCCGCGGCUGACAGCAGCGCCCUGCCCGGGGCCACUGUGCAGAGGCCUCGCCGGGGAGCACGGGCCGGGCACGGGGCCACCAUGUCCAACCCCUUCCUGAAGCAAGUUUUCAAUAAGGACAAGACUUUCCGGCCCAAGCGCAAGUUCGAGCCGGGCACCCAGCGGUUCGAGCUGCACAAGAAGGCACAGGCGUCGCUGAACGCGGGGCUCGACCUGAAGCUGGCCGUGCAGCUGCCCCCCGGCGAGGAGCUCAGCGACUGGGUGGCCGUGCACGUGGUGGACUUCUUCAACCGCGUCAACCUCAUCUACGGCACCAUCGGCGACGAGUGCACGGAGCAGUCCUGCCCGGUCAUGUCCGGCGGCCCCAAGUACGAGUACCGCUGGCAAGACGAGCACCAGUUCCGCAAGCCCACGGCGCUGUCGGCCCCCCGCUACAUGGACCUGCUCAUGGACUGGAUCGAGGUGCAGAUCAACAACGAGGAGCUCUUUCCCACCCACGUUGGCACGCCGUUCCCCAAGAACUUCCUGCAGGUGGUGAGGAAGAUCCUGUCGCGACUGUUCCGCGUGUUCGUGCACGUGUACAUCCACCACUUCGACCGCAUCGCGCAGAUGGGCUCCGAGGCGCACGUCAACACCUGCUACAAGCACUUUUACUACUUCGUCAAGGAGUUCGGCCUCAUCGACACCAAGGAGCUCGAGCCGCUGAAAGAAAUGACUGCACGGAUGUGCCACUGAGCGCCGCUCGGCCCUGCGGCCACCGAGGCAGUGCCCAGGGGACGCUCUAGCCUGAGGGCCACGUCUCCGGAACAUGGGCCCGUGCUUUCUAGAAAGCCCAGCAAGUGAUCGGAGCUCCAUGCUGUCGCGGCUACACUGAGCGCCAGGGUCGAGUCCUCCCCGAUCCCAGAUGCAGCAGCCGUGGGUCUGGCCACCCUGAGCCCGUCUUCUCGGCCGGCAUUGAACUUGGACUCCAUGGUUGUAUGUGUUGGGCACCUGGGGAAACCCACUGUGUUUGUAAAGCACUUGCGUUUGCCCAGUGGGCCCACACGGACCUGUGCCCUGCGGGCAGCCGGCGCCUGGGAGCCCCGUGUCUGCUUCACGACAGGUACGACAGGGACCCCACAGCCUGCCUCCCGGCCCCCCCGGGCCCCUUCGUGGAUCAUGAAAGAUACGAUUUUUCUUUUCCUAUACGUGAGCCUGCCUCCCCCUUUAGAAAAAUAUCCCCUCUCCCGUGUGGACAACACAGGAUGAGUCCCCUGGAACCGCUCUCCUGGGCGGGAUCUUUGAGUCUUGCCAGAUGUUAGCUGGAACUAGUCCUUCUGCAGAGCCUGCCAGCUUCACAUCAAAACCCUCUGUUUGCGUGGCCCUGUGUGGCCGUGGGAUCCGAAUCCCACCACUGUCUCCCACGGACCCUGGGAGGGGUGGCCAGGGCCCCGUCGGGGGCUGCACCGAAGUGACCACGGGAAGCCCCGUUCUGCCCCGAGUUCGUGCCUCUGCCUGCCCACACAUCCUCCGUGGCCUCUCGCCGUGGCUGCCCUUCCAGUGUGGACCGUGCCGACUCAGUACCUCUGGGUGUCUGGGAUGCUCGCAGACGUGGGGGGCACCGUCACCCAACACCAAACAAGUGCAAUUAACAAGAGCUCGGGCCUCGGUCCUUCUGGAAGCCUCCGGGGCCCAGCUCAGGGGGGCGCCUGGCAAGACAGCCUCCCAGGACGAGGAAACUGUCCAGUCGAAUGUCGCCCCUUCAAAUGCAAGACCACAGCCAAACCGCAGAACCACUGUGCGCCCCAGGGUUCCCAGUUGCUCCCGCCGUGCGGCCAGGCUGGGGACGGUGGCAGGGACCCUCUGCAUCCUCCCCGCCCACGGGUGUUCCCACCCGAGCAUCAGAAUAAAUUGUGCCAUUUUUGUA